AUGUCAAACUUGAAAUGGCACAGCAUCGACAGGAAAGCCUGCGCGAUCACGAAAGUGAACAACAGGUUCACGCACACGGUGACGCUCUGCCCUGCCGACCGCGUCUCCAGCGGGAAAGUCUCGCUUGGGAUCAGCCACCCCAACGGACCCCACGACCACGCGAACGCCGACACGAACGUGCACACCAUGAUCAACGACUCUUCCCUCCAUCUCCACGGCACCAUCCUCCUCCACAAACCCGCCCCGCCGCGGCGCCGCCUCCCCUGCGCCCUUGCGCCUCCACGCUGCGACGCCCCCAGCCGCCUCCCCUGCGCCCGCCGCCUCCUCCCUUGCUAG
Messenger RNA from Linum trigynum, 336 nucleotides. The record is from the annotation of a GenBank genome assembly. Lineage: Eukaryota; Viridiplantae; Streptophyta; Magnoliopsida; Malpighiales; Linaceae.